Molecule: messenger RNA, 3425 nt
Organism: Styela clava
Lineage: Eukaryota; Metazoa; Chordata; Ascidiacea; Stolidobranchia; Styelidae
Source: RefSeq, a predicted model, not a curated record
ACGUGCGAUAGAGGUUAAAAAUAACAUCCCCAGUUGAAGGAAGUCUGCUUUGGUAUCAAAAGUUGUAUAAUGGUAGGAUAAACACCUGGGCGGGACUAAACCAAGAAGACAAGAUACAAGAAAAGACUUAGACAGCAUCAAGUCCAAGAAAAGCUGAUCUCUCAUUACGAAGAUAUUCGUGGGCAAUCGGGAUGCAAUAUCCUCUUGAACUUGGCAAACUUUCCCGAAUGUCACAUUUCGGGACAGGGAUCGGAAAAGAACUGCAAGUGCCUGAAUGGGAUUUUGAAAGCACAAUCGACACAAAACCUCUUGGAAGAUUAUUUUUGCAAAAAAGUCCGAGAGAUGUUUUUACAGUGGAAUUAAAACGAGAAAUGGUUGACAAUGACAGAAAAUUAAAAUCAUCAAUGACGAGACAUAGAAAAGAAAUGCAGAAGGAAUCGCAGUUAUUGGAAAGAGAAAUGAGAAACCACGAGAAACCAUACGUAUGCUACAGAGGAAAUAUAAAAUCACGUUUCGGAGAUAAAUUUAAUAAUCUCCCAUCUUCACUACGUGCAAGACAGGGAAGUAGCUUGACUGAAACCACCAACACAGCAGCACCCAUAACUGUCGUGGACGCGGAAACUGUAGUCUCCGAGCAAUAUGUCGUUUGCAAAAGAUGCAAAAAAACAUAUAAAGAGAGUGGCAACACUGAAACAUCUUGCAGAUAUCAUCACGGGCCUAUUAUUGCAGUAUUUGGUGGAAUGUGUCAAAACUGCGGUAUGUUGGACUACACGAGUGGCUGUGUAGUAGGAUUUCAUACCAGAAAAAAGCAACGGGUUCCCAGAACAAGGAAAGAACCUAUUCAAUUAUCAGCAGCAGACAAAGUACAACACGAGAGAGUUGAUGAAGACGAAGGCAUUCAGACGUGAACCACAAAAAAACUAGAUGAAUGCGAACAAAUCUCGGAGAGUUUUGCAGUACACCACAGUUAUGUUUACAGACUCCGAAAUGCACGCCAGUGAUGCGCCUGCGUGUGAUGUUUUUUAUGUAAUUGACUUGGAAUAUCUUCGAAUUGUAAAACUCUAAAGCCGGAAGCUUGAUGUCGUGAAUUUGGAGUAUAUAUAAUGUGCAAUUAACAAAAAAUUAUAUUGUAUGUCUAUUAAACAGGAUUCCUGUAUUGUGACUUGAAAACCUCCUUUCACGAACUGUAUAAAAAGCACGUAUCUUUUUUGUGGUGUCGUAUUACUUAAAAUAUAUUUUAAAGAUUGUUCAAGGUAGUUUUUAAAGCGGUACAUUGUUAAAAGGCUCGCCAAAAUUUCAUUGCAGGCUUAUGAAAUACGACAAACAAGGAAGCAACGCUCAAAUAUAUGGCCACGAAAGCCAAAAUGAAGCAGUACGGAAUAAUAACCCUUGGCUUGUAUUGAAACUAAUGGCACGAUUUGACUCGUAAUAUUGCGCAACUGUGUCGUGUGACAUCAAAUCGAUCAACAGGCAAAUCGUUAUGCGUGAAUGCCUACGGUAAACAGUAAAUUCCGAUCUUCGUGAAUCAGUCUUAUACGAAGGAUACUUCCGCAAUUACUGCAGUUCUAUAUAACCUUUGUCGUGUUAAGCUGGUAAAAACGGGCUAUAAAAUGGUUCAUUUGAUUUCAGUGAGGGGUUGUUAAGCACAUAAAUAUAGGCAGAAACAGUUGAGACAACCUAAGCGUUUAUUUUUUUACAUAAUUACUACUGACAACAGCACUAUUUUACAGUCGAGCUUUAACCACAGCUAGAAACAAGCGACCAUCAUAAAAAUAUAAGCAUUUCCAGUUCUAUGAAAGAAAUUAGCAUUUGAGAUGGUACUGACAACGGCAUUCUUUUAAAAUCGAGCUUCAACGACAGCUAGGAACAAGCGACCAUCAUGUUCAGUUCUAUAACAAAAUUAGCAUUUGAGAUGGUAAUGAUAAAAUUAAAUUUGAGCCACAAGUCACAAAGCUGUCAUCAAUUCGUAAGUCUGAAUAUGAUAGAAGUAUCUAGACAUCGAUUUGAUAGCAUGGUAAACGUGGCUUAUGUUAUUAUUGAAGAUAAGAGUUUGUUUUAUCGCCGUUGCAAAUAGGUACAUAAUAUUUCUGGACUCUUUAAUGGCGAGUUCAAUACUGUUUUUGUGUUAUUGUAUUCUGGAAUAUAUCCUUAUUAGGUAUAGGUGAAUCAUGGCAACUUAUUCAAUAUUCUGUUCCGAAGUUGCUGCUAUUGCCGGAAUGAAUCCGUUUCAAUCGCAACAAGAAGCGAUGGAAAAAUUUCGAAUGAGAGUUGAUAGAAAACAAUUUAUGAAUGAGUUGAAGACAAGGGAUGAACAACCAGAAUGGAUCCAGGCAAAACAACUGUGUAACGAUAAAAGGUUUUUACCCACAGUGAAUGCGGCCACUGUAGUCCCCGCAAAUAACCCGAAAGAACUUGAUAAAAAGAAGGAGAUCGCUAAAAAAGAUUUGGAAAACCUAAAAGGUAACGCUACUGACAAGGAAAAGCGUCUUGUUCAACAAGAAGUACGACGGCAAGUUAACACAAAUUUCGGAACAAAACUCGAGGAAAAAGUGCGUGAAAGAUGGUCACAGACGACCGGUAAAGAAGUAACUGAAGAUACUGAAACUCGUGAACAAUUUUUCUUUGAAAUUGGAAAUAACAAAUUCGUCCUACGCGGAAAAAUUGACGGCAUCGUCAAAGAAGAACCAGAAGCGAUACUGGAAAUCAAAUCAAGAGCAAAUAAGUUGUUCAAAACUGUGAGAGAGUAUGAACGUGUUCAAGUUCAAGCCUACUGCUUUCUGUUUAGAUGUGAAAAGGCAUAUCUGGUUGAAGCUUUAAAUACCGGAGAUGAUUUUGAAAUGGAUUGGACUACUGUAAUAAGAGAUGAAAAAUUUUGGCGACUUAUUUCAGAAAAUACAAAAAGGGCACUUGAGCCGUACUUUCCUGGUACUACAUGUAGUUCCAGCCACAGCGAAGACGAUGUGAAGUCAGAAAAUUAGUGAGAAUAACUACUUCAUUCCAUUAUAUUUACUCUAGUUACAAUGGCACUAAUCCGAAUGAGACGCUAAGCUACCGGAGAAACCUUUGCAGUUUACUUAUUGGUGUCUCUUUAUGAGAUGGCCGUGCAAGCGACCAACACAAUUUGAGGUUAUGAUUUUGGCAUGAUGUAAGACUGCGACCACAUAUUUUCUCGUUUCAGCACUAUUUCUAUAUUACCCUAGUCAUUUUUAUACCCUUUUCACACAAUUUUUAUCAUGUCAACAUGUUAUGCACUGGUUUAAAUAACGAUAUUAUUGUUUGGAUAUUUCUUACUCAGGGUAAUUUUAUCACAAUAAUAUGCAAUCAAAUCAGCAGCACUUGGUAUGUAUUUCAUGCAAAUAAAUUAUCUUUUCCUUAAUUAAAUAUAAUUUUAGGAAAUCGUGAUUGUUAUCUAUGCAAUAUAUUUG